CCAUUCGAAGCCAUGGCUGAUUCCACUAUCGGCGAGAAGCGCACUCCGCGGUGGGGGAGGGUGAGGGGAGCGGUAAUAAGAGCACGAGACACGUGGCAGAUAGUAGCAACACAGAGUCAGCAGGAAGGGCGGCAACACCAGCAGAGGCAGGGAGGGGAGGAGGAGGAGGAAGAGGGGGAGGAGGAAGAAGAGGAAGAGGAAGAGGAGGAGGAAGAGGAAGAGGAAGAGGAGGAGGAGGAGGAGGAGGAGGAGGAGGAGGAGGAGGAGGAGGAGGAGGAGGAGGAGGAGGAGGAGGAGGAGGAGGAGGAGGAGGAGGAGGAGGAGGAGGAGGAGGAGGAGGAGGAGGAGGAGGAGGAGGAGGAGGAGGAGGAGGAGGAGGAGGAGGAGGAGGAGGAGGAGGAGGAGGAGGAGGAGGAGGAGGAGGAGGAGGAGGAGGAGGAGGAGGAGGAGGAGGAGGGAGGAGGAGGAGGAGGAGGAGGAGGAGGAGGAGGAGGAAACAGAAGCAGCAGCACCACCAGCAGCAGCAGCCAAUUUAGAAUGCAGCUGGUUCUGAAGGAUGGUUCCAAGCAAGUUCUCUCCACCUGGGACUCAGGAGUGGUGAAACCACCUCACGGCAAAUGGAUCCAAGUCAAAGGCACCAUCUCAGCCUAUCCUAAGGGCCUGCAGCACAUCUCCGUGCGCUUGGCUGCAGCCGACGUCCAGCUGACAGCCAUCAGCGCCCGCUUCAUUGCGAGAAACUGCUGCUAACCGCCAUGCACCUGCCCUGCUUCCCUGGGGAUAACAACAGCACAGCGUGCGGGCACUGUAGCUCUGUGGGUUGACUGCUGCCAGUGCUCUGCUGACAGCAAUCAGCGCCCGCUUCGUUGCGAGAAACUGCUGCUGACCGCCACUCACCUACCCUGCUGCUUCCCUGGGGAUAACCACAG
Molecule: messenger RNA, 926 nt
Organism: Closterium sp. NIES-67
Lineage: Eukaryota; Viridiplantae; Streptophyta; Zygnematophyceae; Desmidiales; Closteriaceae
Source: the annotation of a GenBank genome assembly